AUGGUCUCGACGUCGCUUCUUCUCGCCGCUGCCGGCUUGGCGUUCAUCGUAUCGUCGGUCGACGCUGCGUGCCCGGCCCGCGUCCGCAAGUCGUGGAACCGCUACUCGGUGCAGGAAAAGGCCACGUACAAGAAGGCGGUCGCCAAGGCCAUGGACACGCCGCUCUACGAACGCUUCAUCUCGAUGCACUCGGACCAAAUGAGCAACACGGAAGCCCACGGCACGUGUGUCUUUCUCUUCUGGCACCGCAAGUUUCUUCUCGGGUACGAGAACAUGCUUCGGAGCAUGGGCUCCGAGUUUGCGUGCGUGACGCUGCCGUACUACGACUAUGUCCAAGACAACCUCGGGUUUGCCGCCAAGAGCUGCGCCACUAUCGAAGCGUGCUCGUCGCUUUUGCGGGACAUGGGUGGUUCGAGUGGCCGAUCAACGACCAUCAAGAUUCAAAAGUUCAACGUCCAGGGCAACUGCGUCGCGACCGAGCCGGUCAACCACUUUUGCGAGUCGACGGCCAGCUGCACCAAAUGUGUGCCCCGGGGUCCAUGGUCCACGACCAAGUUUGGCGCCGACGUCGGCUUUGCGUCCAUCAAGAAGCAAAUCUUCAAGGGUACGACCAUCGCGCAAGCCAGCGCUGCGAUCGAGCUUGCGCCCCACGGGUCGAUCCACGGCACGCUGAGCAGCACGAUGAACAACAUUUACAUUUCGCCGACCGAGCCAGUGUUUUACUCGCACCACGCGAUGAUUGACGCGCUCCAGACCAUUUACCUCAAGUGCCGCGUCCGCGACAAGGGCAUUACCUCUGGCGACAUGAUCUUCCAAGGGUGCCAGUCGACGUCGGGAACGCCGAUCACUGGCAACUCCAAGAUCGCCAUGCGUGUCGUCGUUAAUGGCAAGGCCGUGCCCGUCGACGACGAGCCAAGCGUCAAGGGUUUUUUUGCGGGCCUCCCCACCACGUACAUGGGCUACACGGACGCGACGCGCCUCAAUGCCCACAGCUAUGCGUACGAGUUUACCGGCCUCUUGAGCGAGCUCUACGACAAGUGCGAGAACGCGGGCACGACACCGACACCGGCGCCGCGCCGCCUGGACACCACCACCAACGCGACCCUUGAGCACGCGACGCUUUCGGCCGAGAGCUGCAACCUCGUCGACGCGCAAACGUACCUGAAAUGGAGCUACGCCAUGCACGCGGCCGGCGCGGCGCAGCACCUCACGAGCGCGCAAGUCGACGACGAUAUUGAAAAAGUGCGCGCCGCGUUCUACGACGACUGUCUUCAGGCGUCAGAAGAUUUCACGCCCGAGUUCAAAGCCAUGUGGCAUUUUCCCGCGCGCUGGGACGUUCAAGUGCUCAAGAGCGUCAAGGACGGUUCGCGGCCCAUUCAACUCCAAGGCUGGGCCGACCUCAACAUGCAGCAUUUUGGCUGCCGCGGUGAUGCGACCAUCAAGCCGAUUUGCGUUUAG
Molecule: messenger RNA, 1458 nt
Organism: Saprolegnia diclina VS20
Lineage: Eukaryota; Oomycota; Saprolegniomycetes; Saprolegniales; Saprolegniaceae
Exons: 1
Coding region: 1-1458 (485 amino acids)
Molecular function (GO): oxidoreductase activity
Source: RefSeq, a predicted model, not a curated record